This is a messenger RNA of Volvox carteri f. nagariensis, 1980 nucleotides long. RefSeq lists its product as uncharacterized. Gene Ontology annotation, cellular component: membrane. The transcript has 6 exons. The record is from RefSeq and is a predicted model, not a curated record. NCBI's taxonomy places the organism in Eukaryota, Viridiplantae, Chlorophyta, Chlorophyceae, Chlamydomonadales, Volvocaceae. The annotation marks the transcript as partial.
GCGUCCGCGGGGCUGUCGUACGUCUUCCCCGUAUAUGCCCCCGCUCUCAAGGAGCUGUGGGGCUACCACGAAACCCAGAUCGCGACGAUUGGCUCCUGCUUCAACAUUGGCGGUUAUCUGGCCAUUCCGUCGGGCGCCCUAUUCGUGGCCCUGAUUGGGUCGCUGCUGCUGGCCAUCGGCUACCUAGGCCUAUUCGCCGCCGCGAGUGGACACGUCGCCCCGAGCUUCGCCUUCAUUUGCGUGUGUGCGGUCCUGGGCGGCAACUCCAGCACCUGGUUCGAUACCACCGCCAUCGUUACCAACGUCCGCAACUUUCCCCGUGAUCGAGGAACCGUCGUGGGCAUCCUGAAGGCCUUCGUGGGUCUCUCCGCAUCCAUAUACUCGUCCAUCUACGCAGCCACAUUUGCCUCUGGCGGUGCCAGCGCUGUCGGCGCCGCCAUCGGCUUCCUCUUCUUCGUCGGCGCCGUAUCGCCCGUGAUCGCGCUGGCGCUUACCACAGCCAUAAAUUUGGUGCCGGAGGCGUAUCACGAACCGGAUCCAUCUUCUCGCGCGGGGGUAGCGGCGGCGGCGGAGCCGCUGCCGCCGGAGACGCCGCUCCUGGCCCCCAGCCGCCGCCAACCUGGCCCCUCCACACCCCGUUUCUCCGCCCAAGCCCGGUUCUCAUUUGCAUAUUGGCUGGUGGCGUUAGUGGCGGUCUAUCAGGCUGGGGCGGCGUUGUGGGCGGGCGCGGUCCACCCGACCCCGUACGCGCGGCGUGCCUUGCUAGGCGGGCUGCUAAGUCUGCUAGCGCUGCUGCUGGUGGUGCCGCUCAGCAGCGGUGACUGGGUGCAUCGGAAGCCGCGGCCCGAGGCGGUUGAGCGACUGAAGCGCAGCCUGCUCAGUCGCCUGGCGGCACGGGGCGCCAAGGCGGCGGCUGAGAUCCGGAGGAGCCUGACGGGAUACGGCAACAAUGUCGCUGCAGCGGCUGACGCCAACAAUGGCCGCGGCAACGGCGACGCGGAUCUAACGGAGCCCCUACUGUCCGAUGUUCUUGGAGCAGGCGGCAACGCUGACGGCGCGGCGGUUACCGUACUCGAUCGGCCGAUUGGCGCAGCCAGUAGCGACGGAGGCAAGUCUAGCGAUGCGACGAAGGACGUGCUGGUAGCGCUGGCGGAUCCGGAAGCUCCUCCCUCACCGUCACAGGAAGCCUUGGCGGCGGCGGCGGCGGCGGCGGCAGCGCAAGACGAAGCUGGGGCCUUGGCGGGGCCUGUGGUACGGGAGGGAGACCUGGAGGCUCAGAUUGAAGCUCUGGAGAAGGUGCCUGCGCUGCCGGACCUGCCCCUUAGCGCCGCAGUGCGGUCGCCGCUGUUCUGGCUGCUGCUGUUUCAGUUCGGCGUGGGUCUAGGUACGGGUCUGUCGUACUUGAACAACCUGGGCUCCAUCGUGGUGGCUCUGGGGGGCCAGCGGGGUGGCCAGGUGGUGUUCGUGUCGCUGUUCAGUGUGGCCAAUGCAACAGGCCGCCUCGCGGGCGGUGUGCUCUCUGAGCUCAUCCUCAGGAGGUACGGCAUUCCGCGGACGUUGCCGCUGCUGGCCUCCAGCUGCCUGACGCUUAUUGGUGUCGGCGGGGCGGCGGUUUCGGAGCUGUACAACCUGUACCUGGUCAGCAUUAUCGCGGGGCUGGCGUUUGGAGCGCACUGGGGCCUGAUUCCCGCGAUCACCUCGGACUUGUUUGGUCUCUCGCAUUUUGGAAGCAAUUACACGGCGCUGCAGCUGGGUCCCGCAGCUGGCGGCUACCUGCUGGCCACGGUGCUGACCGGUAAGCUGUACGACCGCGUCGCUCGCCGUCACGGUGACAAGCUGUACUGCGUGGGCGCCGACUGCUACUUCGACACCUGGUGUGUCCUGGGCGGCCUCAACUUGUUGGCACUGCUGGGUACCCGGGAGCUGUACGCACAGAGCGUCAAGAGGUACCGCAGGCUGGUGCGGGCAGGGGCGGUGUGA